UGGUUGGCCAUUGUAGGGGGGGGUGGAGGACAUGACACCUGUGGACAGUGGAUAAAGGGACCUAACCUCUAAUGGUCCACAUCUAACCGCAGUGCACUGUACCCUUCUGCUGUGCCUUUCCUCCACUUUGAAUUAUUGCGAUGGCCCCGAAGAAGAAAGAAGAGCCAAAACCUGCAGCAGCACCAGCAGCCCCCAAACCCCCAGAGCCAGAGAUCCCUAAGACCCCGGAGUUUGACCCUACAACAGUAACGCUGGAAUUCACCCCAGAGCAAAUUGAGGACUUCAGAGAUUCCUUCCAGCUGUUUGACACAACACCAGCCAGCGAGAUGAAAAUAGCUUACGCCCAGUGUGGUGAUCUGAUUAGGGCUUUGGGCCAGAAUCCCACCAACACAGAGAUCAUGCAUGUCCUUGGAAAGCCAAAGGCUGAAGAAAUGCAGACCAAGAUGCUUGACUUUGACCAGUUUCUGCCCAUGCACCAACACAUCUGCAAAUCCAAGGACUGUGGCACAUAUGAGGACUUUGUGGAGGGUCUGAGGGUGUUUGACAAAGAGGGGAAUGGAACAGUCAUGGGAGCUGAGCUUAGACAUGUUCUGGCAACACUGGGGGAGAAGAUGAAGGAGGAUGAGGUGGAUCAACUGAUGCAAAACCAGGAGGAUGCUAAUGGAUGCAUCAAUUAUGAAGCUUUUGUGAAAUACAUUAUGGCAUCUUAAAAGGUCUACAAGCGUAUUCAACGUCAUUGUCAUUCUGGUUGUGCGUCACUCAUUAUCAAAUCACAAGGACUGUGUAGGCUAAUUAGUUUGCUUGUCCUUCACCAGGAAAUCCCUGAAUUCUUGAGCGCAGAAGAUCCUUAUGGUUCUGUAAAUCCCAUCGUGUAUAAUUUCCAUUUCCAUGAAUUUACAACUCAUUAUAUUUCACCUUGUUUAUCUACGACCGCUUGUGUAGAUUCAGUGCACACAUUGCACCCAAUCCCUGUUAAUAUUGGAGAUCAUAAUGAAUAAAUACAUUCAAUUUGA
Messenger RNA from Eleginops maclovinus (Patagonian blennie), 1013 nucleotides. It is a transcript of the gene myl13, whose product is annotated as myosin, light chain 13. The record is from RefSeq and is a predicted model, not a curated record. Gene Ontology annotation, cellular component: myosin II complex. The coding region runs from base 141 to 710 and encodes 189 amino acids. Gene Ontology annotation, molecular function: calcium ion binding. The transcript has 5 exons. NCBI's taxonomy places the organism in Eukaryota, Metazoa, Chordata, Actinopteri, Perciformes, Eleginopidae.